AUGUGGGCCGCCUUUGCUAGAAAUCCUCGGCUUUGUGUGCCGGCAGCGGUGAAGGCCUGCGCUGAGUUUCCAUUGAGAGCUAUUGCUGUGGCUGGAUCGGACAGCCGAGCGUGCUAUUGGCCACUCGAGCAGCGACGCGGCCUCAGCAACGGUUCGGACAGUCCAAGAGAAGAUGCGAUCGCGUCGAUACUUGAGUCGAAGAUAGAGGCAUCGAAAGCUGUCGUGCAUGAUAUCUCAGGGGGGUGCGGGAGCAUGUACAAAAUCGAGGUCGAGUCACCGUUGUUUCGGGGCAAGGGUCUGGUGGCGCAACACCGCAUGGUGAAGGCCGCUCUCGCGACCGAGAUCGCGGACAUGCAUGGGCUAACGCUGCUCACGAGGCCAUCGCCACCCUAG
Molecule: messenger RNA, 393 nt
Organism: Ectocarpus siliculosus
Lineage: Eukaryota; Phaeophyceae; Ectocarpales; Ectocarpaceae
Source: the annotation of a GenBank genome assembly